This is a messenger RNA of Perca fluviatilis (European perch), 874 nucleotides long. Its product is annotated as NAD(P)(+)--arginine ADP-ribosyltransferase 1-like. Bases 59 to 874 code for a protein of 271 amino acids. Gene Ontology annotation, molecular function: NAD+ poly-ADP-ribosyltransferase activity; NAD+-protein-arginine ADP-ribosyltransferase activity. The transcript is spliced from 2 exons. The record is from RefSeq and is a predicted model, not a curated record. Lineage: Eukaryota; Metazoa; Chordata; Actinopteri; Perciformes; Percidae.
GUUGCCAGAGAUUAUUUUAUCUAACAGCUGUGUCUCCAGGUUUCUGCUUUGGUGGAAGAUGGCAAUGAUGGUCAUUUUGGCAGCAGUGCUUCUCACUUAUGGAGUCUCUCCAGGAAUUGCAAUGGAGGCCGGUAAAUUUGGUGCUGUAGCUGGGAAAAACAGUGUGCUUCAACUGGACAUGGCUGAAAACUCUGUUGACGACAUGUACUUUGGGUGCAAAAAUAAAAUGAAGAAGAGGGUAACAGAAGACCUUAAGAAUGAGAAGAACAACAACCCAAACUUCACAGAGGUCUGGGACCGCUCAGAGAAAGAAGUACACUGGUCAAUUUGGAAAAGGUUUACCGAAGUACUGACAAAAAAACAGAUUGUAGCUAUCCGUACUUACACUGAUGAAGGUGUGUAUGGAGAUUUCAACGCUGCAGUUCGAACCCAGGGACCUGAGUACAAUACCACAUUCGGGUAUCACGCACUCCACUUUCUCCUGACUACUGCCAUUCAAGAUAUAAGAGCCAAAAAGAAAGAACAAUGUCUCACUGGCUACCGUAAAGUUGACAAGUACUUUAGCGAGAAUGUUGAAAACAAAUCAAUUCGCUUUGGCUCUUUCACCUCAACCUCACAGGGUCGUUACCUCAAUGCAAAGAAAUUUGGAAACAAGUCAUGCUUUGAGAUUUUCACGUGCAUGGGAGCAGAUAUCUCCCCCUAUUCUAAAGUGAAGUAUGAAGCAGAAGUGCUGAUUCCUCCCUAUGAGGUCUUUAAAGUCGUAGAGAUAAAGAAGAGGUCAACUAUGCAGCCAAACCUUCCAUGUGAGGUGGUCUAUAAAGUGAAGAGUACAGGCUAUGUUUCCAAGUUGAAUUGUGCUCUUUUUACAAAGUAA